Molecule: messenger RNA, 8297 nt
Organism: Phycodurus eques (leafy seadragon)
Lineage: Eukaryota; Metazoa; Chordata; Actinopteri; Syngnathiformes; Syngnathidae
Product: RNA-binding protein Musashi homolog 2-like
Exons: 14
Coding region: 156-1595 (479 amino acids)
Cellular component (GO): cytoplasm
Molecular function (GO): RNA binding
Source: RefSeq, a predicted model, not a curated record
UUUCAUUGAGAAUGACUGUUCGUAUCGGUGUGGAAGAAGUGGAGCCAGUGACGGGAGAGGAGGGACCAACCUGAUGUGAUUGUCUACCUCGAGCUAGCCCAUCGAGCAAGUAGUCCUCGUGUGUCUGCCAGUUCGUUUUAAUCGCGAGGUCAGAUAUGGAGGGAGACGGCAGCCAAGUCACGUCUGCAAACCCGACCGAGCCACAACACGACCCGGGGAAAAUGUUCAUCGGUGGCCUCAGCUGGCAAACUUCACCAGACAACCUUAAAGAUUAUUUUAAUACAUUUGGUGAAAUCAGAGAAUGUAUGGUAAUGAGAGACCCAACGACAAAACGCUCCAGGGGCUUUGGCUUCGUCACUUUUGCAGAUUCUGCCAGCGUAGAUAACGUCUUGGCACAGCCGCAUCAUGAGUUAGACUCUAAAAUGAUUGAUCCAAAAGUUGCCUUUCCGAGACGUACUCAGCCCAAGAUGGUAACAAAGAAGAUUUUUGUGGGAGGAUUAUCAGCAAACACAGUAAUUGAAGAUGUGAAGCACUAUUUUGAACAGUUUGGCAAGGUAGAAGAUGCCAUGCUAAUGUUUGACAAAACAACUAACCGACAUAGAGGUUUUGGAUUUGUAUCAUUUGAAAAUGAAGAUUUGGUGGAGAAAGUCUGUGACAUCCAUUUUCAUGAAAUCAAUAAUAAAAUGGUAGAAUGCAAAAAAGCGCGACCAAAAGAAGUAAUAUACCCAUCUGGGACACGGGGUCGGGCCAGAUGUCUGCCAUAUACAAUGGAUGCGUUCAUGCUUGGUAUGGGCAUGCUGAGUUAUCCCAACGUUGUAGCCACAUAUGGCAGAGGAUAUGGUAGUUUUGUGCCAAGUUAUGGUUCCCAGUACCCAGGGUUUGCAACAGCAUAUGGACCAGUGACAGCAGCAGUAGCAGCAACACGUGGCUCAGGAAGAGGUGGCAGCUACAUGGCAUACGGGCAGAACACAGGGGCAGGGCUCCCUGAUUAUGGGUUGUGCUCUUUGGCUGGAACCAGCACUGACAUGAGGGGCGGAGCACCCUACUCCGUGACCGACUACGGCUCCCUCAGGCCACAGACGGCAGCUCAGAUGCUACCUAACGAGCAUGCCGGCUCGGGCUGCAAUUCUCCCACCACCCUUCAACACCACCUUCACAGCCCGGACCCUUUUAAGAGCCCAGAUGUAACAAGGGCUGGACCCUUUCCCGUUCCUAGCAGCCCUGGUCAUGGAGCUGACCUCUAUGGUACUGUCACUCAGGACUCCGGUGUCAGCAACUACAUCAGUGCCACAAGUCCUCAAACAGUUCCUGGCUUUAGCCACAGUAUUGCUCUAUUUCUUCACCACGACAGACCGAUACACAGUCUGCAUUACUCUAGACGGUGCACCGAUCUGCUUGUCGAUCGCCAUUCUGCCCUGUGUCAUGAACAAGACCCAGAGAUACUUGAACUCUUCCACUUGGGGCAGUAUCUCUUCCUAGCCCGGAGAGGGCACCCUACCCUUUUCCGACUGAGGACCAUGGCCUCAGAUUUGGAGGUGCUCAUUUUCAUCCCAGCUGAUUCACACUCUGCUGGAAACCGCUCCAGCAAGAGUUGAAGGUCACGGCUUGAUGAAGAGAUCAGAUCCACAUCAUCUGCAAAAAGCAGAGACACAAUGCUGAGGCCACCAAACUGGACCCCCUCAACACCCUCCUGCUCCUAGAAAUUCUAUCUGGAAAGGUAAUGAACAGAAUCGGUGACAAAGGGCAACCUUGGCGGAGUCAAACUCUCACUGGAAAUGUAUUCGACUUAUUGCCAGCAAUGUGGACCAAACUCUGACACCGGUCCGAACAGCCCUUUUUAGUGGGUCCGGUACCCCAUAUUCCCGGAGAACCCGCCACAGUACUCCCCGAGGGACAUGGUCAUAUGACUUCUCCAAAGUUCACAAAUCACAUAUAGAUUCGUUGGGCGAACUCCUAUGCACCCUCGAAGACACUUUGAGGAUGUAAAGCUGGUCCACUGUUCCACGGCCAGAACGAAAACCACACUGCUCCUCCUGAAUCUGAGAAUUAGACCUUACCAGGGAGGCUGAGGAGUGUGAUCACCCUGUAGUUGGAACACACCCUCUGGUCCCAAUUCUUAAAAAGGGGGUCCACCACCCCAGUCUGCCACUCCAGAGGCACUGCCAGGACAGCCCUACAACUUCCAGAGCCUUUAGGAACUCCGGGCGAAUCUUAUCCACCCCCGGGGCAAUGCCACCAAGGAGCUUUUUAACCACCUUGGUGACAUCAACCCCAGAGAUAGGAGAGCCCGCCUCAGAGCCCCCAGACUCUGCUUCCUCUUGGCAAGGCCGGCCGUUCAGUAGAAUUGAGGUUUUCGAAGUAUUCGGCCCACCAACUCUCAAGUUGCGGUCAGUAGUGCCCCAUUCCCACUAUACAGUUUUGAUGGUGCACUGGUUCCCCCUCCUGAGAUCCCAAAUGGUGGACCAGAAUUUCCUCAAAGCUGUUUUGAAGGCAUUCUCAGUGCCCACACCAAACUCCUUCCAUGGCCUGGUUUUUCCUCAGCGACCACACAAGCCGAUUCCGCUUAGCUCGCCGGUACCCAUCAGCUGCCUCUGGAGUUCUACAGGCCCGAUACCACUGGUUUCCAAAAACGCGUCCGGGGAUCACCCCCACGACAGGCAAGGACCACCUUACGACCACAGCUUCGCUCGGCCCCCUCAACAAUGGAGGCGAAGAACAUGGUCCACUCAGACUCUUCCGCCUCCCUCGGAACAUGAGCAAAGUUGCGCCAACAUCCAACAUCCCCCGGACUCACGGCUGUGGUGUCCUUGAGCAAGACACUGAUACCCCGAAAUGCUCCCCGGGCGCUUCAGCUGCCCCCUGCUCCAGUGUGUUCCGCUAACGUGUAUGUGUUCACUGUGAUGGGUUAAAUGAAGAGAACAAAUUUUGUGUACAUGCAUGCAUGUUCAUGACAUUAAAAGAUUCUUCUUCUUCUUCUAUUGUCACAUGCUGCUAUCUGGUCUUACCAUAUCUAGUAUUCAAAGCCUGCAGUUAGUACAAAACGGCAUGACUUUUGAUUAGGACGAGAAAGAGAAAGAGAAGAGAAAGUUUUAUCAUAUUACCCCGAUACUGGCCUAAUUUGAAUUGGUUGCCUGUCUACUUGAAAUGUGAUUUUAAGGUCCUGUUACUUACUCACAAGAUAUUACAUGGGUUAGCACCCUCUUAUCUCGCUGACUUAGUUGUAAUGUUCUGUCCCAAAACCUACGCUCGCAAAAUGCCGGUCUUUUGGUGACUCCGAGAGCCAGAAAGAAGUCCACAGGCCCUCAAGCAUUUCUAUUCGAGCUCCAGUACUCUGGAAUACCCUGACUAGAAAUGUUUAAAUCCCGACUUAAGACAUAUCUACUCUUGGCAUUUAGUUAAAGUACAUGUAAGCCUGUUUUACUGCUGCUUGCUAUCUCCUCCCCCCUCGUCUCCUGCUUGGUGAGAGGGCUAGUUGACGUUGACCGAAUCUGAGGCUGUUGCUGUUUGGAUUCUGCACCGACCAACUGGGACAAGAUCUGAGAAGGACCACUUCCCCCGGAGUUGUUACCAUGGAGGAUUCUGCUCUGACCGACCGAGCCAGGUCCUGAGGCAGAACCACCGAAGGCAUCAUCCCUGAGGCGCCUUUUCUCUUUAGAUGGACUCUCAUGCCAUCUUCAUGAACAUUCUACAGCAUCUUGCAAUCGUAACAAACAUUGUACAGCACCAGACUAUGUGAUAAAUGUUGUCCACUCGACAGCCAUUGCAGUAUGGUCAUCCUGGAAGGGAGAUCCCCCCCAUCUGCGGUCCCUUCUCAAGGUUUCCUUUUUCGCCAAAUGGGGUUUUGAGUUUUUCCUUGCCGAAAUGGGGGAGUUAGAUUUGGGGAUGAUGUCAAUCAUUGCCAACUCUGUUAUAUAUUGGUUGCAUAUAUAAAGUAUAUCCACCAAUCGUAUUUCUCCAUUUGGUCUUUUAAAAUAGAGAUGAUCAUGAACUGCAGUUACUUUGGUUGCAGUCAUAUUUUGACCUGUCAUAUGCCUAGAUCAGACUACAGCAUUUUAGCCCCGAUAUUGACCCGAUUAGCUAUCACAGCCGAUUUCCCAAAUCGGGCCGACAUAUUUUGUCGGAAACAACAAAACUUCUUGUAGUGUGACAUAAUCCACGACCAACGCUUUGGUUUUACGAUAGCCCUACGACGCCAAAAUGAAAAGUCUACCAUGUUUGAUUUUUUAAAAUUUAUAUCUUCGUUGUAGUGUGACAUAUCAACGACAACUCUCCGACAGUGCACCUGACGUCAACCAAUGGGAUUGCGUAUUGUCGCCUCCCGUAUUUGCUGUUGUCAACAUACUUGCACGGCGUUGUCAAUAUUUAUUCACGCGCACAAACCAAUGUUUACCGAAUCUUUAGAGCGUGAUUCGACAGAACGGCGGCAUGUUUACGUACAACCGUUAGUGCGACCACUAGCUUGCUAUUCUAUAUAACGUUUUGUUGCCUGUUUGCGAGCCGUAUCGUAUUAAAAGUAUGUGAUCAUACCUCAAGCAAUCCCGAGCACCGGUGACGACCACCGGUGCUCGGGAUUUGUUCUUUUUUCCCCCCACACACACACACACGACCAGUGACACAUUUUCUAGUUCCGCCUCCCCAACAGUGUUUGAUUUGACAAGAGGCCAGUGAUCUUAAAAAAUGGGAUGUGGUACAUGUCGUGUAGUGUUGCCACUGUCUGACCGAGAUACGGCAAGAUUUGAUGGCAGUAGCCUUACAUAGUGCAAUCGUGAAAGAUGAAAUGUGUCUUGUGGUCUCAUCCAGGCAUUAAGGGAAUUCAUAAAAGUUGAAUACGUCUGUUGGCUCUUUUCUCCACUUUUGAAUUUGAUAUUGAAUUUGAUAUAUGCAUUCUUCAGUAGGUUAAAAACAUACUAUUCAGUCAAUCAGUAUUUAAACUGGGAUAUUUUAUUCAUCCUGUUCUGGCCUCAAGUGAUCCCUUUAUUAUGUUUUGUUUUUUUGCUGUGUUUUUCUGUUAUUAUGUGAACAUUGAGUACAUGUUAUAUAAAACAAAGAGAAAAGUAUUCAAUGAUCCUAAAAUGUGAUUUAAGGAAUUUCUCAAAAGAAUAAUCAGGGAUGGGUAAGGAGAUGGUAAAAUAAAACGAGGAAAAAAAUGUAGCAGAGCAAAGAACCAGAUGAUGUAACAUUAUUAAUCAUCGUUAAUGCCAUAAUUAAUAUGAGGGCUGCUUUAUCAUGCACCCUCCUGUGACAGCUUCAAUAUUUAAUACAUCAAAUAUGAGGUAAAAAUGGAAAAUACAUUAUUGGAGGGUAGGCAAUGCAUAAUGAUGAUCUUUUGUAAGGUAAGGGGGUUUAAUGUGGCUUUACUUAUUUUAUUUUAUUAUUUUUUUAUGUUUCAGUAACAGAGGAUCACUGGCAAUUGUGUCUCGGAUUUUAUUUUGUGAGAUGGAGAAAUGACAUCACGAAUGGAAACCCUGCCCAUGUCUGAAGUGAUAAACUGACAAAUCUCGCACUUAACACUGACAAUAUAUGAUUUCGAGCUUUUUACAACAUGACUGGGAGAUCCACCAUUAAGCGGCAAAUUAAUGACCUAAAAUACACCCUUGAUCCAUUGCCUUGUACACAAGUAAGAUCAGACGUUGUUUGUUUCUUGACUAACUUUUGCCUCCCGUUCGCUGAUUGAGUGCUUCUGUACCGAACACAGUGUGUUUUGGGGUCCUAUUCCUGGUAGUCUUCAUGACAAUCGGGGAAUAUACAAGUGGAAGGUUUUAGACUGUCAAUCUCCAGACUCAAAUCACAUAGAGCAUGUCGCAAAAGUUUAAAAAUCAAGACAACUGGACGCUUCUUGUUUUUUUUAAAUGUUUCACCUUUACCACAAAUUCAACUCUACAACACCAGUACCUAAUCCAGGACAAAGCCAGUCCACAGAAGUUUUAAGUAAGGUUUAAAACACCUCGGUCCAUUUUGGCCGAAACAAAAUUCAAAAUAGCCUCAAAUUACCUGUUUUACCGAAAACGAUGAACGGUUCAUAAACUCCAGGCCAGAUCCAGCCCGCCACAUCAUUUUAUGUAGCCUGCGGAAGCAAAUUGUGUAUCAACUUCCAUGAUUCUUGCUAAAAUCUGUACCAAAAUGAAUAUGUAUUAAAAUGAAUAAUAACUAGGAUAUUACAAGCAUUUUUUUUUGGGCUCCCAAACCCCUUUUUACAGCAACUUGAAUAGUUGAACUAACUAUUCUUCUGAUUUCAAAAGUUGUUUUCCAUCAAUUUGUUGUGUAUAUGUAUUACUGUGAGGCGAUUAAUCUUAUUUAUGGUUUCACAGUCAUAACGGCCCUCUGAGGGUAACCUUAACUACGAUGUAGCUUGUGACAAAAAUGAGUUUGACACGCCUGAUUUAAAAGAAAAAGGAAUUGCUGCCUACUGCCUAGCUGAGAUGGCAACAUUGCGACAGCAACAGGCACUGCUCCGUUACAAAGCUUGAAACAUAUCUUGAGGACAGUUGUGGACUGUAUUGCCUCCGGCGGAACGUUUAGCUUUCGGCAGUACCCUUCAACUUUUUUCAUGUCUUUUUUUACGCUGGCCCAUCUCUGCAGGUUCCCAGUAGAUAAUCCAUCAAUGACCAAGGUGUCCUUUCACCUUUCCUUCUCCAUGUGCCUCUGGAAUCCAUUCCAGCAUUUUCGCUACUUUUGUGGCAGCAACUACAAUCCGUUCCAUGGUGGUCUUAGAAGUGUCCAAAGGGGAAGACCGGAGGGGUGCACAAUCAGCUCAAGCUGCACUUUGCACUGGUACCGCUUUGUAGCGACAAAUCUAAUGAAUUCAAUGCGAGAAUAUUCAUCGCAGGUUUCAUCUCUAGGGUUGACAUGCAAAUUCUGCAGACAUAUUUUGAUGGUUUAUUUGUAAUAGGACGAUCGAGAUCCUCCAGUAGGCCGUUCAGACAAAGACCACAUUAAAUCCUGUUAAAGUGUCAUUAGCCUUGACCCACACCAGCAUUGCUUAGACUUUUUUUGACUCAGGAGUCAUGAAUUAGCACCCCAGAAAAUGAUAUAGUUGCUUAAAGCCACUGUGACGUAUCAGCUCACUAGCCAAUUAUUUGGAAUAUUCCUUUAAUAAAACAUUAUGAAACAAAAAUCUAUAUCGGUAUAGUCAAGCUUGCUUCAUCUUGCAAGAAUAUUAUAUAAUAUAAAAGGUAUUAAACCUGUUACUUACACUCCCCAGUCACCUUAUUUUUAUCUUGAUCAGGGGCAGCAGGUGCAGUCUCAGGUGUGCUUAUGUCAUUAAAUAAAUGAUGAUAAUUAAUUUUGUGACAGUGUACCAGCUGAAUAAUUGCUUGCAUAUGACAACAUAACAGAUUUGUUAUGAUCAAGUGAGCAAAAACACACUAAUCAUAAUCAGAGCUGAGAGAAAUCAAAAACCUUGCAUGCAAACUCAAUGACUAAUUCUAAAGUUGUGUUUAGACCUGAUUAUAUUUAGAUCAGAUUACUUUUACCACCAAGACAAUAUUUCUUGUGUUCAAAGUGUGACAAUUAUUGCUUUCCAGAGUCUGGUUGCACUUUAGAGAAUUUAUUUAUUGAUUUAUUUUUAAGAACCUGAUAGAAAAAUGUAAAUAAAUUAUCAUGUGUUGUGCUUUUCUGCUUACUUCCAGUUAGAGAAAUGUUUUAUCACUGUGUGCAAAGUUUUCUCCCACAGGAUGAGUCAUGUCCUUGCAGGUGCAAGGACAAAUUUGAGCUGGAGUCUUCCUGUGUCUUGAUAAGAAGUAUAUAAUUCUUCUACUGUCUCAACCACAACAAAGAGUGUUAUGUGCUGAUCAACAAGCAUGUAUGCCCCCACCUUUUUGACGUUGUAACUCAUAUGUAACAAGGGAACUGCCCUAAAGUAAUAAAAAGAGAGAAUCCGGCAGAGUGAACUCAGAAAAUGGUUGGGGACUGUAACUAAGUACACUCUCGGCCGUUUUCUCCUUGCAAGUCUGAAAACUGAACUACCUCUGUGUCUGUCUUGAUUUUGUGUUUUAGGUGUCUUGAACCUGACAGAACCCAUUCAAGGUCCAUGACACAGAAACUGAAUAAAUCUGCAAGCAAGUUUUACUUACUAACAUUUUUCAAAAGCUUAUCCUUAAUUAUACACCGUUGGAUGAAUUGUAUAAACCACUUACUUGUUUUGUCUUGUGACAAAGGAUUUUGUCUAUUUGAGAUAUACAGUGUUCCUACGCCAUAUCACAAUUCACCUAUUGUGGAUUCAGUGCAUUGCGGAUUUUUGUUCAUAUACAUAUCGCGCAUAAUUUGCUGUAUUGUGUGAUUUUGAGUGUAUGCUGUAA